This is a messenger RNA of Varroa destructor (honeybee mite), 3697 nucleotides long. RefSeq lists its product as uncharacterized. The record is from RefSeq and is a predicted model, not a curated record. NCBI's taxonomy places the organism in Eukaryota, Metazoa, Arthropoda, Arachnida, Mesostigmata, Varroidae.
CAUCAUCAAAAGGAACUUCUAUGAUGAGGUUUAUCGUUUUACUAGCCGUUUAUUUUAUACAUUUCGCAUUGCGCUGUUUAGCUGCUCAGUAUCAAUAAAUUAGACUUGGAUAACACAUAUUGAGUUUGGUAAAAGCGUUCACGUUUGGUAUUAGUUUCGGCUAGACUCAUCUCUAUUUACCUAGCAUGGUGACCAACCGCUUACGUGUCCAUCUUGCGCGAUUGCAGAGUAAUAUGUCCGUUAAUAAUAACGUCAUUAAUCAAUUCUUCAUUAUUGGAUUAUAUCGCAUAUGAAUUCCUCAGCACACCGUUUCCCUCUAUUGACAGUUGUGGCGAUCAAUUUUGGCUAUCCAAUCUAAGAGAAAGCUAUUGAGAAUGCGGAAUCCCUUGCCGUUAGGCUUGCCUUGAUUUGAGAAUGGCCAACGUAUUCGAGGAAGUUGCGGAACGUACGACAAGACUCAACCAGUUGUUCAGGGAGCUUUCUGAAGCUUACUUCCCAGCAGAGCAGGUUUCAUCAGUUGCAUGCUACAGGUUAACGGAAUCGCUUGGAGUUCAGGUGCGCGGUACGCCCUCUGAUUCCACCGUCGUUUCGACAUUGGCCGGGGAGGUGAAAGCACAUUAUAGCGAUGAUGGCCUGCUAAGCGCUCAGAUCAAACUCUUUCAAGACCCUGUACCGGUUCAACUAACAUUAGGCAAUGCACCGAAACUUUUCCUCGAAUCUCGGCGCGUACAAAAAAAAGCUCUACCAGAGCUAAUCAAAGCAGACUGCUGGAAUUAUAUUGUCCUAGACAAAAGUUGCCUGAAACAGAUCCUCAAUAUUGCGGGAGGACACAAGGUAGUUCACCGUGGUGACGUCACAUUUUAUUUUGACGAAUGUUUGGAGUGGCUGAUUGAAGAUGGCGUCAACUCGUUGAAGGUCUUCGGCACAUCACUGAAACACGGGCUCCUUAAGGAUGUUCGAGAGAAGGUCAAGAACGCUGUUCCAGCUAUUGAGGUGGAUAAAGUGAAACGGUGUCUCGAGAAAGAGAUCGAACUUCUUCAAAGUGUUGAAUAUAGAUCGUUUACAGCCGCGCGUCGGUUAUUAAUGGCAUUGGAAGUCGAAACCGAUCUCGCUGUUCAAGAGUUGAUUGGAUAAGUUUGAUAGUGAUGUGAAAAAUUGACGCGAGCUAAUCAGCAGGGAUUCCAGGAGAAGUAUAUCUGCGUGGUUUUUCUAAUCAAUCAAAAUAACAUGACGGUAUAGCUCGCUUUUUUUAACUCUCAGACCGGAAAAAUGAGUCGUUUGGAGGUAACUGCGUUUGUUCUUGGCUUCUUGGACCUGUUCGCAGUAAGCAUGAUUAUACCACAAAUAGCAAUCAAUUUCCGGAAUAAAGGCUAUUCACCGUUUGUGUAUGGACUGGCGGGAACAACGUAUGGUAGCCUUCAGACUAUAAGUGGACCCACUUUCGGAGGUUACAGCGACGUAUAUGGUCGUCGAAAAUGCACUCUCUUAGCGUUCUACCUGUCUGGUAUUGUCUAUUUGUGGUUGAGCCUUGUCGAAAGCAUUCUUUUAUUUUUUAUAGCUCGUGCAGCCCUUGGCUUAGUUAAACAUACCCAAACGAUGCUUAAAGCGUAUUUAUGUGAUAUGACUCCGAGAGAUGAGCACACAAGGAUUCUAGGAUAUUUUCAUGCUAUAUCGAGUGCAGGUUUCAUCGUAGGCCCAUUAAUCGGAGCGCAUAUACGCAGCUUCGAAAACGGAUGUGCUAUUGCUGGCCUAAUUUUUAUUACUGCUGCACUAAGCGCACAUUUGCUGUUGCCAAAUUCAGUUCACGUCGUCGAGAAGAGCGACAUGAAACGGAAACAUGAGUCAAUUGUAGCUCUUUUUAGAAGCAUUGACUGGCCGCAAUAUUGGGACCUAUUUAGUGGUCGCCUUGUAUUAGCUACCGCCGUCGGCCUAUAUAAAAGCAAUCUCAGCUAUAUGUUGAUGCUGAUGUACUCACUGUCGACAAAGGAAAUUGGCUAUAUCACCUCUUUGAUGGGGCUCGUUGCCGCAGCAUCAGGCUUUCUGGUAGGUCCAAUAUUUACACGAUUCAACAGGGACAGUUGCUACAUCCUCGUCAUUUGUAGUUCGAUUCUAUCGGUUAGCUUUGUCCUUCUCUACGUGUCCACCAAUUUGAUUCACAUCGUGGUGCUGCUAAUAGCGUUUCAACUAUUCUCAAGUCUGGCACGAGCAUUUGGCGUUGACGCCGUGCUAAGUCGCGGCGCAGCGAGUGGUAUUGGAACUUUACAUGGUGCCUUACAAAGCGUGAGUUCUGUAUCACGUGGAGUUACACCAAUCCUAGGUGGUAUUUUGCAGAAUGUGCAUAUGGAGCUGCCGACGCUCGUGUCUGCGGCUCUGGCACUAGUAGGCAGCAUAAUCUUUUUAUACGCUUCAGUGUUGAACGAUAAUAAAAGAGGAUUGAAGACUGACUAAACAAUAUUAUUAUGAUUUACAACCAACAGUUAUAUGACGCGUUAUGGAGGAUUUAAGGAGGCCAAGCUGCGCAUAAACAGCAGAUGUCGCGGAUAAAAACUACAUCCAAGUACUUAAAUGGCUCAAGUUAGGUAGUCGUUAUCAUGGACGUAUAGGUUGCACAUAUAUAUUUAUUGAGAGUAAGCAAAACCUGUCAGUUUUUGAUGAAUGAUGUUGACUACGUGCUAGCGUAAUGGGCUAGGUCUAGUUUAUGAGCGAAUCGAAAAAUGCUUUUGCUCAGGGAUACACAAAUAUAGAAAAAAUUUGUUAAUGUCGUGGCUGUUCGUUUGUACGUAACAUUUAGCAGAAAUGGUCUGUUCGUAAAAACUACGCAUGGGUGUAUGACUGAAGUUAUAAUAUUCGACGAAUGUAAUAUAAACAGAUGCGAACUUCUUAAGCUUCAUUUCAUCACAUAAUGCAGCAUUUGUCAUUCGAACCUCUGUCGGAAGUUGAGCUAUUGAACCGAUAUAAGUCUACAGCUAUAUGUGAAAACCCGAUGGCAGCAUCUAGUUUCCGAAAAGCCCUUUUUGUCCUGAAUGUACCUCUUAGCUACAAAGGUUCUAUAAAUAUGCGAAACGAGUGAACUUGCCUUACGAUCACCACGUUAACAAUGCAAAAAAGGGCCGCAUUGCUUGUUCCGCGGCCCCGUGUAUGAUAGCCCAGCUAAGUUAUGUUUACUAACUACUCCACAAUUUUUUGAGUUUUUAGUGCCUAACCGUAUAGGAGUGUAUCACCUUCAACCAACAAGCAAAAAAAGACACUAUAAUAAAUUGCUCUUAAUAUCGCUGUUAAACAGUUCAGAAACGGUGUUUGUUAACAGAAAUAUAUAAAUAUAAAAUUGUAUGCGCCAUAAUGUUUUGUCGUGCGUAAAGUAAUAAGUAAACUAAGCAGAACAGCACGCGGUUCUCUGUCAACGUGUGCGACCAAGUUUUGCUGUUAUAGUGCAUUUCAAAAAGUACUCGCAUUGCCUUAGCGUUGUACCUCGUAUCGGAUGGUAGGUAUCCAUGAAUACAUUUUACAAAAAUACUUGCUUUAGAAAUAGAUAGAACUGAACUCCAGAGAACGACAAAUAAGCUUCAGCUGGAGUGUGCAUCUGAAAUAAGUAGAUAAAUGGGCACCUCAAUGAUUACCUGUAUGUAAUGACGAGAAUAUCCUUUUGUUACUUACAAGGGAUUGCAUCAAUAAAAAUGAACAGUUUCAAAGAUCUGUA